Molecule: messenger RNA, 3899 nt
Organism: Physella acuta
Lineage: Eukaryota; Metazoa; Mollusca; Gastropoda; Physidae
Product: protein sel-1 homolog 1
Biological process (GO): ERAD pathway
Cellular component (GO): endoplasmic reticulum membrane
Molecular function (GO): protein binding
Source: RefSeq, a predicted model, not a curated record
UGGUAACAACAAUGUAAACCGAUGUCGUAGGUUACAUUUUGUAGAAUCUAACUAAAGAAAAGAACAACAUCUCUCUUACUCUACCUAAGAUCUAGAUUAGAUCUAGUUGAUAGAUGCAUCUUUCCUAAGCCAGCUAAUGCCUAAUAUAUUUAUAAAAAAUAAAAGUACACCUUAUGUAAGCAGAGAAGCGCUAAGUCAUCAUGAAAAAUAUUGAAAAACUACAAAUUGAGAAAGCAGGCAUAAUACUAUUAAUAUGUAUAUAUAGUUUUACAGGUGGAAACACUCAGGGUGUACCUAAUGGUGCUAAUGAAAAACUUACAGAACCAGAGACAUCAAACGGUCAAAAUCAGCAACAGCAGAGACAGGGUGUCACAGAUGAGAUACACUCACAGAAAGAAACACAUGCAGCUGAGCAUAAAGAGCAAUCAAUCAACCAGCCAUCCAGUCAUCCUGUAGACACUGCUUAUAAGCAACAGAACAAUCCAUCUGGUUCAUCUUAUCAUGAUUCCAAAGACAAUUCAGAUCAAAAUGGUAUUACUGUUGAAGUCCAAGCCCCUGUUAUAGACUUUAGAGAACUAAAAUCACAAGAAGGUGCUCAUUCAGCAAAGGAAGAGCCACAAGAAAAAGUUGACGAGUUCCCAUUUGGAAGAGAGCCUGAUAAAGAUGAAGAGAUGAGAAAUGCAGCCAAUCAGCAUCAAGGUCAGUUGCCGCAGUUGCCAAAUACAUUAGUGACCCCUCCAAUAUUGGACGAAGACCAGACAGAGGAAGAGGAAACUGAGCCCACACCUGAAGAGAUUGAAGGUGAUAAAUUGUUUCAAUCUGGAGAAAAAUUAAUCAAUGCAACUUACUACAAGGAAUACAAAGAGGCAUUCUUGUACUUUCUGCAAGCUGCAGAGCUUGACCACAAGAAAGCUAAAGAAUAUGUGGCAUUUGGCUACCUUUUUGGUGACUAUUUACCACAGAAUGUAACAAAAGCAUCUGAGCUAUUUGUUGAAUUGGCAGAGAAAGGGUCCCCCAAGGCACAAAUGGGUCUUUCUUUCAUGUAUAGUGCUGGCUUCUUCUUUAACUCCAGUCAAGCCAAGGCACUUAUUUUUUCUACUUUUGGAGCCUUGGGUGGGGAUCCAUUGGCACAGAUGGCAUUGGGUUACCGCUACUAUGCUGGCAUUGGUGUUGAAUCUAAAUGUGAAACUGCUUUAACCUAUUAUAGAAAGGUUGCUGCUAAAGUUGCUGAUGCUGUCACUUUAGCAGGGGGUCCUGUGGUGCAGAGAAUUAGACUUCAAGAAGAGGCAGAGGUUCAAGGCAGUAAUAACAGCCCUUUGCUUGAUGAUGAUCUCUUACAGUACUAUCACUUCUUGGCUGAUAAGGGUGACCAACAGGCCCAGGUUGUCCUAGGUACACUUUACUACCAAGGUGGCAAAGGUGUGCAGAUUAAUCAUGAUCAAGCUUACCACUAUUUCUCUACUGCUGCAGAAUCUGGUAGCGGACAUGCUCUUGGAUAUUUGGGAAAGAUGCAUUCAGAAGGUAGUCCAGUUGUUAAGCAAAGUAACCACACAGCAUUCGAAUACUUCAAAAAAUCAGCUGACAAGAACAACCACAUAGGGCAAGCUGGUUUAGGGAUGAUGUACUUGCAUGGACUCGGAGUUGAAAAAGACACAAACAAAGCAUUUCGCUAUUUCUCUUUAGCGUCUGAUCAAGGAUCCGUCGAUGGCCAACUGCAGUUAGGAAUUAUGUACUUCAGUGGCAUUGGUGUCCGCAAGGAUUAUAAAAUGGCUGUCAAGUACUUUACAAUGGCAUCACAGAAUGGCCAUGUCCUGGCAUUUUACAAUCUGGCCCAAAUGCAUGCCACUGGCACUGGUGUUCUUAGAAACUGUCACACAGCUGUUGAGCUGUUUAAGAAUGUGGCUGAAAGAGGGAGGUGGUCAGAAAUGAUGAUGGAUGCUCAUCGUAUGUACCAUGAAGGUAACGUGGACACCGCACUGAUCAAAUACAUGUUUUUAGCUGAGCUGGGCUAUGAGGUGGCACAAUCAAAUGUUGCAUAUCUUUUAGAUAAUGGCGCUACAAGCAAGUUCAGCAGACAUGAAAUGUAUCAAAGAGCAUUGCUUCAGUAUUCAAGAGCUGCAUCUCAAGGUUCAACACACGCUAGACUAAAAAUGGGAGACUAUCACUACUAUGGACUGGGUACUGACAUUGAUUAUGAGUCAGCUGCUUCUCAUUACAGGCUUGCAUCAGAACAGCAACAUAAUGCACAGGCUAUGUUUAAUCUAGGAUAUAUGCAUGAGAAGGGGCUUGGGCUUAAGCAGGAUGUCCAUCUAGCAAAACGUUUUUAUGACAUGGCAUCAGAGACCAGUAUUGACGCCCAUGUUCCAGUGACUCUGGCAUUACUCAAGCUUGGGCUUUUCUAUGGCAUGGAUGUCUUUAACAAAGAAUUUGAAGGUGUAUCUGGAAUACUGAGUUUGAUAGAUCCUGAGGCUUACUUUGGCCCUGAGUGGGACUUGUAUUUAGCAACAUUUUUUGCCAUGGUUUUUGCUGUUGUUUAUUUUUUACGGAGAAGAUAACAUCUGCAUUUAAUGUGAAGCUUGAUGUAUAGGUUAUUGUGUGUCCUUUUAAGAAUUGUUGUGUUUGAAUGAGUAAGUGAGAUUAGCUUAUUUUAAUAUUGACAAGUGAGGGUGUUUCAGAUUAAGUUGUACCUUAUUUUUUUUUUAAAUUCCAAUGGACCUAGACAUCAGUGCCUUUCACUUCCUUGUUUAUUGUGUUUGAUUUUUAUGAUAUAAAAGCUCUCAUUUUUGUGCUAGGACGUUUUGAUCGUCUGGAAACUCUCAUGUCUGAUGUGUUUUAUUCCAGAGAAAUGUAAUUUUUUAUCAUUCCUUUUUAUUUGGGGUUUUCAUUUUAUUUUGCGUCCUUUUUUUUAAAAUAAUGUUUAUAAUGGGAGGAAAUACAUUAGUAAUGUUGGAAAUUAGUAUUUUACUGCUGACAUUGCUUUGUGCUGGUAGGUAAUGGGAGAAAUUGAGUUGUUUUUACAUGAUAGUAAUUGUCAUGAAAUAUGUGAGCUACAGUUAUGUAUUAUUAAUUUGGUAUUUAAGUUUUUUCACAAACUUUGUAACAUCAUAAUUUAUUGGAUAACUCUGUUUUAAUUGAGACCUAAAAUUUUAUCUUGGUAUAUCAAAAUUUUGUCUGUUUUAGUGUGUAAUCAAAUUUCUUGUCCUGUAGAUUUGUAGUGACAACUUUUCAACACACCCGACAGUCUUACAUCAUUUCUUUGACAUGUACUGUUGUUCAAUUUUAUUUGUUUUAAAACAUCUGAUAAUAGUUUCAGAUGUCUUGAGGUACGUUAAUUGAAGUGUAUCAAGACUGUUUCUGAAAUAAAUUGGCGCUGUUUUUAAAAUUCAAGAUAAAAUAUCAUCAGAUUGCUUCACUGAGUCAUAAAAACAUACCUCGUCACCUUGUUUUAACAGUGCAAGUAUUAUGUUGUCUUUUAUCUGGGUCUGCAAUACUGCAAAGUAGUUGGAGGCUGGAGAAUUUAAAUUACUUUCUGUCUCUAUAUCCUCUGCUCAGUAGGUUUUCAUUGAAAAAAAUGUAUGCAUUUAAUGUAUUGAACACUAUGAAAAUUACUUGAUAAUAAUUGUUCAAUGUUUUUUAAAUAUAACUUUUCUUGAUAGUUAAUAUGUGUUUGAGUAAUUCUUGAUAACUGAGUUCAGUAAAAUGUAAAUAAAUCCAGUACUAUCCAUUAUUUCAAUGCAUGUUAUGAACUGUAUGAUGAUUGUCUGAAUGUGCUAGUGCUAAUGAAGUGAAAAUUUUGCAAUAACGAUAUUCUCACUGUUUGAAAUAUUGGUUUCUGUUUUGUCUGGACAUUAAAUUAUUUAAAUAUUCAGACAUGUGAUAUUAAAACAAAUUUAAUUAAC